This is a messenger RNA of Cicer arietinum (chickpea), 1949 nucleotides long. Its product is annotated as CMP-sialic acid transporter 4. Gene Ontology annotation, molecular function: pyrimidine nucleotide-sugar transmembrane transporter activity. The record is from RefSeq and is a predicted model, not a curated record. Lineage: Eukaryota; Viridiplantae; Streptophyta; Magnoliopsida; Fabales; Fabaceae. Gene Ontology annotation, biological process: pyrimidine nucleotide-sugar transmembrane transport. Gene Ontology annotation, cellular component: Golgi membrane.
GUACCUCAUUGUGUUGAAAGAGAGGGGAAUAGAGUAUAAAGAGAGAGACAUAUCAGGGGCGAAGCUUUGUACCUAGUUCAGUUUUCUCAUUCUUCCUCUCUCUUCCAGCCCCUUUUCUCUCUUUUCCAUCUGCGUUUCUCUCUUUUCCAUCCGCGUAUCUCUCUCCAUUUUGCUUACAAGUUACAACAUUCCUCUCUGUCAGAUUACGGAUCACGAAUCUCCUCUGCUCGCUGAGGGUAUGUGGCCGCCUCUGCCUGACUGCCUCCGUGGCGGUGGCUGUUCGUCGCUCUUGCCUCUCUGUUCACCUCUCUAUUUUAGACACUACUGGAAUCUAAGACGAGAGUAACACGACAAAGGGAUAGUGAGAGUGACAGGAAUGAGAUCUGUUUAUUGUUAUUGAAACUGAAGAAAGGAAAAGAAGUGUGAAGUGAAUGUCCAAUUCAUACUUACUCGGAGUAAAGUGUAGAUCUGCUCCUAGAAAGGAAGUGUGUGUUGUGUGAUAUUAUUAUAAUUUAUAAUAAGAAUACAAAUGGAGUACAGGAAAAUCAAAGACGAGGAUAUAGAUAGGGAUGUGGAGGUUGAGGACGUUGAGAAAUCAUUUUUGCUUACAGGUGCCGCUGUCCCUUUGGCCUCUUCCGUGGGAGACAGUCACAGGACGAAAGCACAGUGGAAGCGCAAGUCAGUGGUUACAUGUGCACUGACUAUUCUUACAAGUUCGCAAGCCAUUCUAAUCGUUUGGUCCAAGAGAGCUGGCAAAUAUGAGUAUAGUGUCACUACUGCUAACUUUUUGGUCGAGACCUUAAAAUGUGCUAUAUCCCUGCUCGCCUUGGCAAGAAUAUGGAGGACAGAAGGCGUCACCGAGGAUAACAGAUUAACUACAACAUUAGACGAAGUUAUAGUGUAUCCUAUCCCAGCAGCACUUUACCUUGUCAAAAAUUUGCUUCAGUAUUACAUAUUUGCAUACGUAGAUGCUCCAGGCUAUCAGAUAUUAAAGAACUUCAAUAUUAUCAGUACAGGUGUGCUCUACAGAAUUAUACUUAAGAGAAGGUUAAGUGAGAUUCAGUGGGCUGCUUUUGUUCUACUAACUGCUGGGUGCACUACAGCUCAGUUGAAUUCAAAUUCUGAUCACGUUCUUCAAACUCCCGUUCAAGGUUGGGUGAUGGCAAUCGUCAUGGCUCUCUUAAGUGGUUUUGCAGGAGUAUAUACUGAGGCAAUUAUCAAAAAGCGUCCUUCACGGAACAUAAAUGUUCAAAACUUCUGGUUGUAUGUCUUUGGGAUGGGCUUCAAUGCUGUUGCAAUAUUGGUUCAAGAUUUUGAUGCAGUGAUGAACAAGGGAUUUUUUCAUGGAUAUUCAUUCAUUACCUUUCUCAUGAUUUUCAACCAUGCUCUCAGUGGAAUUGCUGUAUCAAUGGUAAUGAAGUAUGCUGACAACAUUGUGAAGGUGUAUUCUACUUCAGUGGCAAUGCUUCUUACAGCAGUUGUUUCUGUAUUCCUUUUUGGCUUCCAUCUCUCCCUAGCCUUCUUCCUUGGAACAAUUGUUGUCUCUGUUGCAAUUUAUCUUCACUCUGCUGGGAAGAUGCAAAGAUGACUAUGACUUCUGCCCUCUAUUUUUCGGACACUAGAUUUUUUUUUUAUCCAUUGUUGAUUAGGCUAAUUUCAAAUGUUAUUUUGAAACUAUUAGUUAUGUCAGUGUAUACUUUGAAAUCCAUAUUCGGUGUAUCUCAACAAUGAUGGAACCUGGUUCUUGAAAGGUGAUAUGCAGUCCCCACUAGAAGCUCUUACCAGAGCUUAUUCAUUGCCUUUAAAACGAAAUAAACCCCCUUCUCCCAUAUAUUUUUGUUAAAAAGGUUUAAGCUAUGCUAUUAUUAAGCAAUAUGCUUCUGCGUGUGUGACUGUGUAUUUAUAUAUUGUUUCCAUUAACAAUCAACGACAUUUAGUAUUGAAUGUUU